Messenger RNA from Mobula hypostoma (lesser devil ray), 3147 nucleotides. RefSeq names its product Josephin domain containing 1 (gene josd1). The record is from RefSeq and is a predicted model, not a curated record. Bases 1316 to 1915 code for a protein of 199 amino acids. Gene Ontology annotation, molecular function: cysteine-type deubiquitinase activity. Gene Ontology annotation, biological process: protein deubiquitination. The transcript is spliced from 4 exons. Lineage: Eukaryota; Metazoa; Chordata; Chondrichthyes; Myliobatiformes; Myliobatidae.
AGGUGGCGGCGGCGCGGCGCGGCGCGGCGCCUGGUGUCUUGGGCUGUCGGUGUGUGUGUUGCGCUCGGUGGAUUGCGGGGGCUCGGUCCUUCUUCCCUUCUGCGGCGGAAGACUGGUGCGUAGGUCCGACCGACUGACGGCCUGGGGUCGGCCGUGCGACGGAGGCUGGAGUCCCUGCUGCCGUGAGAGUGGACGGCGCACAGGAGGAUCCCAGGGCGCAGAGCGACUCCAGGAACACACUGGUGGAUUCUAACAGCGGGGCAAAGCAGGGAUCCUAUUGUGCCUCCCAAGGUUAAGGACUGAGGGUUCCCAGCGUGGCCGUGCACGGAACAAAGCAGGAUCCUAUAGUGAUUCCAAGGACAGGAGGGUGGGGGGUUGUCCCAAGAGUGAAACCUGAGUCCAUCGGAGAGUGGGGUGCCUCCCCCCCCCCACAGUGAACCCAGGGGAGAGCGGAGGCCCCGGUUGAUUCCCAGGGGAGUGUAGUGGGUAAUAUAUGGUGAGAGUGGGGUCCACGGAGUGAUCCCCAAUCGAUAGUGAGAUCCCUAGGGAGGAGAAGGGCCGAUAGCAGUUCCCGAGGGGUCCCCAGCGUGACCACCAGGGGAGGGGGGGGAGUCCCGAGACUGAUUCCCGGGGGAGGGGUGGUGCGCUGAUGUGGAAGGAGAUCCCAAGAGCAAUUGCCAGGGUAGUGGGCAGUUCCAGAACAUUCUCUGCAGUUAGUGAUCCUAGUUUGGGUACCAGAGCAGAGGGGGAACGUAGUGUUUUUACAGUGGAGGAGGUGGAGUCCCAGGGUGAGCUGAGGCUAUCAGGAAGACCCUGUUGAAGUCCCAGGGCAUGUCAACCAGAGGAACAAGCACAGAAGCUACAAGGUCGAUCAAUGGGAUGGUCUAAACAUCUGAGAAGAAUGCAACAAGAAAGACAGAUCCCUCUGCAACUAAGAAUAUUCUCACAACAAAAGCCUUAUUGAGAGAUUAUAGAUACAGCAUUGGAAUGGCUAACCUGCUGGGAACAAAACACUGACUUCCAUCUUAAGCUUUCUCUUUGUUGGAGGAAAGUGUCCUUAAAAGAUUCUUCUAAUUUAUGACCUUUCUUCAUUGGAGUCGAGCAGUAUAUUUUUUAAGAACGAGAAAGUCACCAUGACGAGGUUUUGAAUGUCUCAGCUUUUGUCUGAAUGCUGUGGAAUUGUGAAGAUAAUCAGUGUUACUGCUCAGAAGUCUUAACAUGACUAUAAGGGUCCUGGAAUGUGAACUGUGGUUGGGGUGUACCUUUCCUUGAAGCUUGGCCACCCUUCAGACAGUUCGCUUUACUGAACUGAAAAAUGAGCUGCGUCCCCUGGAAAGGAGACAAGUUAAAACUGGACUCUGAAGUGCAGCCGCCCACUUUGAUUUACCACGAGAAGCAGAGGAGGGAGCUGUGUGCGCUUCACGCUCUCAACAAUGUCUUCCAGGAUGGGAGGGCAUUCACCCGUGAGACGCUGCAGGAGAUUUUUCAGAGGUUGUCUCCAAAUACCAUGGUAACGCCGCACAAGAAAAGCAUGCUGGGAACAGGAAACUACGAUGUCAAUGUGAUCAUGGCUGCUCUUCAAACGAAAGGUUACGAAGCAGUUUGGUGGGACAAACGAAGAGAUGUUAAUACAAUCGCCCUGUCAAAUGUGAUGGGCUUUAUCAUGAACAUCCCCUCCAGUUUGUGUUGGGGUCCCGUGAAACUUCCUCUCAAGCGGCAGCACUGGAUUGGCGUACGCGAAGUCGCAGGAAUCUACUACAACCUCGACUCGAAGCUGAAGUUGCCGGACCAGAUUGGCAAUGAGGACGAGCUCAGGAAGUUCCUGAAACACCAGCUAAGGGGGAAGAACUGUGAACUUCUCUUAGUCGUAAGCGAGGAGGUGGAAGUUCACCAGAGCUGGAGGAUAGAUGGUUGACGCGAGGAAUCUCAAUCAAACCUGUCUUUGUAGCCACUACAGCUCUGCGUUCAAUGGACAGAUCUGAACUUUCAGCCACAAUGCAUAAAGAAAAUUUUAUCAGAGGAAAAAAGUACAUUUUAUUUCAGGUCUGCAUAUCUUAAAAUGAUUCGGUGGCCUAAAGUAUCCUACACAAGAGCUGGUGCUUUUUUUAAACAAAAAAUUAUAUAUAUAAACUACUCUGUGUGGGAAAACUUGAUGAGGGACAGUAAGUGUUUUGUUUUUGUCUUGUUGCUUUAGUAAAGAAAAAGUGUAUUAUGUAUAAAUAUCAAAAGUUAGUACAAGAUUAAGGCAGGCCAGGUAACACUUGACCUCUGGGGCCAAGGCUAAAUUAAAGCAAAAAUUCAAUUGAGCAGCAUGCUCCCCUUCCCAUUAAUGUCUCACUAGGCUCCUUCUAGAGCAGGAGUUCCCAACCUUUUUUUUUAUGCCAAUGGCCAAUCCCAUUAAGCAAGGGGUCCAUUGACCCCAGGUUGGGAACCCCUGUUCUGGAGGAUUUUCUCAGAAACACAGAAGAUGCUGCAAGCUGUCAGCUUUUUGGGUAGCAUCUCCGGAAAGAGAAUGAGAGAGAAAAACAACUAAUGUGAUAAACCUUCAGAGCUGAUGCAUGAUUUUGUAUUUCUGCCCCUGCACAGCUUGCUAAUGUUCUCUAGUUGAGAAUUAAAAAGGAUUAGAUUUCUAAACACUUGCUGUAACAUUAGGAAACCAAAAAGAGAUUAUUGCCAAUGGUGUUACUAAUAUAUAGAUGACUGGGAGAAUGCUUAUGUUGGCCAAAAUUGUCCCUUUUUUGUCCAUUUGGCCUUUGCACUCAGACUUAGUGACAAAUCAAGUUCUAAAUUGUUUUGGCUCUUUGUUUCUUAAAAUGGACACUAAACUUCGGUGGUCACAUUGACAAUCUGGUCAAGAGUAGAGGGCACAGUUGGGAUCCUGUUGAUAAAGGGUUUCUAACUGCUUUGUAGCUUGUUUAAAAAUGUGUAGUGCGUUACUGCCUAUGAGUUUUUCUGUGCAAUUCAAAUGCCCCAUUACUUGAAGUACUUCACACUAGGUGACGUCCAUCUCCAAGGAUGGGUAGGUCCCCUACGUACCCCCACGAGAUUUAAGUCCCUGCCACACAGAGUAUAAAGUCAACCGAUCUUGGCUUGGAGGGCUGGGUUAGAGCUUAUCAUUCCCCCCCACCACCCCCAAGCCCAAAACCA